AUGAGAAAUUUCUUUUGGGGUGGUGACGGGAUGAUAAAGAAACUGUAUUGGGUUGCUUGGAGUAUAGUGACAUUGCCAGUUAAAGAAGGUGGUCUUGGGCUGAAUACAACAGUGACUUCAUUCCGGUCAAGAAUUCGCUCGGGUGUGUGGUCCAACGUUGUCAAAGUGCUCAACAACACGUAUGUUAAUGGAGUGCCUCUUAUGCUGAUGUUCAAUGUUAAGGUGGUUAACGGUAAUAGCUCGGUUUUUUGGGCGGAUAGUUGGUUAGGAAAUAGGCGCUUAAAGACGUGUUUCCUAACUUAUAUAAGAUCGAGGCGGUUAAAGAUUGUAAUGUUAGUCUACGGGUGGGUAAUGGUUAACUUGUCUCAAUCUUGUGAUAAGUGGUGCUGGUCCCAAGCCGAGAAUGGAAAAGAGGAGGAUUUUAAUGUCUGUUCGGUUAGGAAUCUUCUUGUUAAAUCCAGAAUUGAUUCGGAUUUGUAUGUUCCUAAACAUUGCAAGUGGAUCCCGAAGAAAUGCAGCAUUUUUAUUUGUAGAGCGGAGUUGAAUCGGAUAGCCACUGUUGAUGCUUUAUUCGCUCGUAAUAUUGCAGCCGGGAGUCCGAUUUGUGGUUUAUGCAGCGAAGAAGAUGAGAGUGUCGAGCACCUGUUUACGUCUUGUCGAUUAGCGAAUAUGCUUUGGAUGAAGAUAUGUAAUUGGUGCAAGUGCUCUCCUUGGCUGAUUUUCUCUUUUAGGGAUCUCAUCGAGGCCCAUAAACAUGCGGGUAUGGAAGGUAAUAAGAAAGAAGCUUUGAAAGGCAUUAUUAGAAUUGGAUGUUGGGCAAUCUGGAAGUCGAGAAAUGAAGCUAGGUUCAAUAAUAAAGAGGUUAAACUUGAGUUUAUUUUUGGUGAGGUUAAGAGAAUGGGGUUCUUAUGUGUAUCAGACAAGAUAAUUACGGAUCAGGAGAUCGAUGGCAUCGCAUGGAACUGGUCUAGACAGCCGGAAUUGGUGGUUGAGCUUAGGGAGUGGAAGGAUGGGCAAGAUGUUCUAAAUUUGGUUAUGUUUUCCAAUGGUAAGGACUUGUGGUUUUGGGCAGGUGUAGAUUCGGGCGGUUUUCCGGUGAAGUCCGUUAAAUAG
Messenger RNA from Helianthus annuus (common sunflower), 1113 nucleotides. RefSeq lists its product as uncharacterized. The coding region runs from base 1 to 1113 and encodes 370 amino acids. NCBI's taxonomy places the organism in Eukaryota, Viridiplantae, Streptophyta, Magnoliopsida, Asterales, Asteraceae. The record is from RefSeq and is a predicted model, not a curated record. The transcript is spliced from 4 exons.